CUCACAAUUCCACUCAAAAAUUGUGACCGCUAUGUCCGCUAUUCCGUUUAAGUUUGACUACUCACUUUAACCAUAUACGGUGUUAUUAUCUCGACGGUUACUUCAUUCUCGUUAUCGAGAGUGUCCAGCGAAUUAAUAAUAACGGAGACCGAGUGUUUUUGGGGAUUGGAAAGAUGUCUGAUCCUCGACAGCGAACCCUGAAGAUUAAAACCGGUGUUGUUAAACGUUUGGCGAAGGAAAAGGUUACGUACGAGAAGGAAGCCGUCCAGCAGAAGGAGAGGAUACAAAAGUAUAAGGAUCAAGGCAAAGACGGUCAUGACAUCAGAAAACAAGAAGAAGUCCUCCAGGAAUCCUUAAUGAUGAUCCCGGACUGUCAGCGUCGCCUGGUCAAAGCCUACGAAGACCUGAAGAAGAUCCUAGAAUCCGAGCAAGACCUCAAGGACUCCGAGCCCUACCUCGACGCCGAGAAAGUCCUCGAGGAGGCCGAACAGCAGCUCCCGAAGGACUCCGAGGCCCUCUCAGUCUCCUAAUACCCUCUCUAAACCCUACUAACGCCCCUAAAUCAAAAAGACCUGAGAACUCAACCAAACAACAAAUCUCCAGCUGUAAAAUACGAAACCCCCAUGUA
Diachasma alloeum is the source of this 628-nucleotide messenger RNA. It is a transcript of the gene Tbca, whose product is annotated as tubulin-specific chaperone A. The transcript is spliced from 2 exons. Lineage: Eukaryota; Metazoa; Arthropoda; Insecta; Hymenoptera; Braconidae. The record is from RefSeq and is a predicted model, not a curated record. The coding region runs from base 174 to 530 and encodes 118 amino acids. Gene Ontology annotation, molecular function: beta-tubulin binding. Gene Ontology annotation, cellular component: cytosol; microtubule cytoskeleton. Gene Ontology annotation, biological process: tubulin complex assembly; post-chaperonin tubulin folding pathway.